AUGAACGGGAACCCGCGAGAUGAGCUGCAAGAAACGGAACCCAAACGAGUAAAAGUGUACGUGUUGGAAGACAAUGAAUGGCGUGACACCGGUACUGGAUUCUGUGUGGGCCAUUUGGACGGUGCUUGCGUGAAAAACGGUGAAAACGGCGCGUUUUUGGUUGUGACCGAUGAGGAGUUGCCGGACAACGUCCUUUUGAAAUCGAAACUAGAGGGAAAUAUUGAGUAUCAACGGCAAGAAGAGACCUUGAUAGUGUGGAAAGAUUUAACGUGUCGCGACAUUGCGUUGAGUUUCGAAGAAAGCACCGGUUGCGACGCGUUGUGCGAUUUUAUAGUGAAAAUUCAAAAAUCCGUGGAGAUGAACAUAUCGCUGGUUGCAGUGCGAUCAAAUGACGAUGGAAUGGGAUCUGUACACGAAAUUAUUACGGGUCCAGUAAAUUUGCCCUCGAAUGACAAAGACCAAGACGACAAAACCUUGCUGGAGGCGCUACGAAUACUUAAUGAAAAUACGGCAUUUGAGUUUCUACGCAAGGAAACUGUUGAAUUUGUGCUUGCAGUUGGAUACGUGUCGACUUUGGUGCACGUGUUUCAAAAAGCAGAGCAAAAUCACAAGCAUAGAAGUCUUAUUCUGUUGAGCAGCAUUGUAAAGACACUUUUCCUAUACAACCAACGUCAGAUCCUUGAGGAAAUGGUGACAUCUGAAAAUAUUAUCGGAGUGGCGGGCAUACUCGAGUAUGACUUAGAAUAUCCGGACCGUAAGGCUAAUCAUCGCGAGUAUCUGCAACGGUCUGGGUUUCAUUUCAAAGAAGUUGUACCGCUGAAGAGCGAAGAAAUGAAAAACAUCAUCAAAAAGGCAUUUCGAUUACAAUUCCUGAAGGAUGUCGUAUUGGUGAGAUUUCUGGAUGACCACACCUUCAAUUUAAUUUCGGACGUCAUUCUGGAUUUCCAAGCCUGCAUAAUUGACUUCAUACAGAGGGAUUCUUUUCUUACAAGACUAUUUGCACUCUACACUGACACUAGCGUUCCGCUCGAGUCCAAACGAGAUGGAAUAAGGAUGUUACACCAAUGCGUCCAAAUAGCGCAAAAUAUCGACUCUCUCGAUAAAUCCAAAUUUUUCAGAACUCUGGUUCGAAGCGGGUUUUUCGACGUGAUAGAGUAUGCGUUUAACGUUGAAACCGACAGCGGUGUCAGGAUUCUCGCCACCGACAUGGUGAUCACAAUUAUCGAACACGACGUGUUUCUGAUUAAUAGUGUGAACAAUGAAUGCGCAAACAACAGAGACGCUGGUUCAGAUCAAAAUCCAAGCGGCCAGAUGGUAAGUUUGGAGCGUGCCACCUCGGUGUCAUCCGACGUUUCGCUAUUGAUGAUUCUAUCCAAGAUCCUACUGACCGACAAGAGUCUUGGUUUGAAAGAACAAGUCGUUCAAGCUUUGAACACGCUUUUACAUCCAGAAGGUUGCAUGGAAGGAAAUACUGCAUAUCAGGACGAACAAAACGGAGAUCUCGUUCUGGGAUUUUGCAACGAUGCUAAAGAGUUCAAAGAGCACUUCGGUGCAAAUAACAGUCAAGAUCAGACUUUACAAGAUAUCCCACAAAUCCUUGACUAUUUUACCAAAUUUUAUGAAGUUGUGGCGCCUUUUCUGUUCAAGCCGUUAAUGGACCUCACAGUCUUGAAUGAAACUAGUGACGUACUGCUACAACACCUGAUUAAACUCAUCGCAUUUAUCACCACAGAGCACGAUCGCGUGAUUUCGCAGAAAUUUAUCUUGAGCUCUCAGAUUUUAUCAAACUUAGCUACUCUGCUAAGACCUACGCAUACGCUUCAGUUGCGCUUAACUGUUGUGCGCUGCAUAAAAUCAAUACUGCUGCUCGACGACGAGAUAUAUCAGCAAGAGCUCAUGGCGCAGGGCGUUUAUCGCCCCCUGAUGGGACUGUUGGAAGAGAAUAUCAACGAGGACAAUCUGGCCAAUUCAUGUUUACUGGACUUUUUUCAUCUGGUUUCAACCCAUUGUUCAAGGGCUUUGGAAAUGGAUCGUAAUGAAAAAUCGGGGUUUGUUCUUUUGAAUAGGCAUCUCGUCGACCACUAUGAAAGUAUUCUCCAGCAAGUGAACUAUGUGCCGACGAUUUCGAAUAUGAUCAACAUGCGGAACGGUGGUGGCGUGGUGGUGUUUGGAGAUAUGUGUGGAGGUUCGGAAGAGGCUCUUGAUGGUAAAAUUUCAUCGUUACUUCCUCACGUUGAUCCUGGUUUCAAUGAUGAUAACGACUCCGAAAAGAGUGUUACUUUUAAACGGGCAAUGGACAAGUUGAGCGCAGUACCGCCUCCAAUAUCAAUCAAAGAAGACGUUCUAAAAGAAGAAGGAUAG
This is a messenger RNA of Lachancea mirantina, 2361 nucleotides long. Lineage: Eukaryota; Fungi; Ascomycota; Saccharomycetes; Saccharomycetales; Saccharomycetaceae. The record is from the annotation of a GenBank genome assembly.